AUGGUUUUCAGCGCAUCUUCGCGAUGGGGUCCCCUGUCCUUCGAGCCUCCCAGCGACAUCCCCAUAUCUCAGUUCAUCCUGGAAGACCGAUGGGGCCGUCACCCGGUUGAAUCGUCACGGCCGAUGUACACUUGCGGCCUCUCAGGAAUAUCGUAUUCUGUUGACGAUGUUAAACAUCGGACCGAAGCUAUAGCAGCGUCGCUUGGAGAUGUAAUGUCCUGGUCGCCGAACAAAGGAAAUGAAUGGGACAAGGUGGUUGCCAUAUAUUCAUACAACUCUGUAAGUCCACGCUCGGGUGCCAUCUCACCGAAGUCCUACCCUGGUUACGGUAAAUCGCAGCACUCCGGCGCCGCCUCGGAUUGGGAGCAUGGCAUGGGGAAAGCCGCUAUUGAUGCUGUGCCUGUCAUGUGGGCCACACACCGUCUGUCCGGCAUUGUCACACCUGUGAAUUCCAACUCAGUCGCCCCCGAAUUAGCCAGUCAACUAAGCCAGACUGGUGCGAAAGUCCUUUUCACAUGUCUGUCCCUCCUCUCUGUCGCUGUCAUCGCUGCCGAGAAGGUCGGUAUUCCCACAGAUAGAAUCUUUCUUCUGGAUGUUGGACGAGACACUACUUCUCCAGAUAGUGAAAUUCCUCAACAAUUCAGUACCGUCGAGUCUCUUGUUCAGUGGGGCACUUCCAAGCUGCCACUAGAGCCCCUUUGUUGGAAAUUGGGACAGGGCGCUUCGCAAAUUGCCUUUGUUUGCUUCUCGAGCGGGACAUCUGGAAUGCCGAAAGGCGUGAAAAUAAGCCAUCGAAACAUCAUUGCGAAUACUAUGCAAAUUGCCGCAUCUGAGCGAGUACAGCGAUUGCCGGAUAUGACAGAGACAGCACUUGGGGUUCUGCCACAGAGCCACAUAUAUGCACUGGUGGUCAUCUGCCACGGCUGUGUUUAUCGGGGAGACGAAGUGAUUGUGCUGCCGAAAUAUGAUUUGCAAGAUAUGUUGAGGGCCGUUGUGAAGCAUCAGAUCCGAUCGCUCUUUGUGGUCCCCCCUAUUCUUCUCGACUGCAUUCGGGGCGAUGCAAAUGUCGGCAAGUAUGACCUGAGCUGCGUGGCCAACAUCUUGACAGGCGCCGCAUCCUUCAGUGCCGGGGCUUGGGCUACAAUACAAAAGAUAUUCCCAAAUGGCUUGCUGCGACAGGGUUACGGGCUUACCGAAGUGGCUGCUGUCGUGAGCACAUCGCCGAGGUUCGAUAUCUUCAACGGCUCGUCUGGCCCGCUCCUCCCAAGCGUAGAAUGCAAGGUUAUAGACCAAGACGGCAACGAACUUACCGGUCUUGACCAGGCGGGUGAGCUGUGGGUACGAUCACCAAGCCUGGCCGCGGGUUACUUGAACAACGAAGAAGCCACAAGAGAGACUUUCGUUGAUGGCUGGAUGCGAACUGGCGACAAGGGUCUUUUUCGACUGAGCCCAGGAGGGGUCGAGAAUGUGUUUGUGAUAGACCGAAUUAAAGAGCUCAUCAAGGUAAAGAGCAUGCAGGUUGCGCCAGCGGAGUUGGAGGCUCAUGUACUAGAGCACCCGGAUGUUGCAGACGCUGCCGUCAUAGCAGUCGAUGAUGAGCGCAAUGGCGAAGUUCCUAAGGCUUUCGUCGUAAAACGAGCCCGGUCUUCCAUAUCCGAUGAAGAUUUGACUCGACAGAUCCACGACAGUUUUCGAGCCCAUAAAUCCCGCUUCAAGUGGUUGAGAGGGGGCAUCGAGAUCCUGACCACAAUACCGAAAAGUCCCAGUGGAAAAAUUCUUCGACGCGCUUUGAAAGAUAAGGAGAGGGAGGCAGCGCUCUAUCGCACCAGAACUUCGAAAAUGUGA
This is a messenger RNA of Thyridium curvatum, 1845 nucleotides long. RefSeq lists its product as uncharacterized. Bases 1 to 1845 code for a protein of 614 amino acids. The transcript has 6 exons. Lineage: Eukaryota; Fungi; Ascomycota; Sordariomycetes; Thyridiales; Thyridiaceae. The record is from RefSeq and is a predicted model, not a curated record. Gene Ontology annotation, molecular function: CoA-ligase activity.